Molecule: messenger RNA, 1576 nt
Organism: Rosa rugosa (rugosa rose)
Lineage: Eukaryota; Viridiplantae; Streptophyta; Magnoliopsida; Rosales; Rosaceae
Product: protein DETOXIFICATION 8-like
Exons: 7
Coding region: 48-1484 (478 amino acids)
Biological process (GO): xenobiotic detoxification by transmembrane export across the plasma membrane
Cellular component (GO): membrane
Molecular function (GO): xenobiotic transmembrane transporter activity; antiporter activity
Source: RefSeq, a predicted model, not a curated record
UUGGUAAGAUUACUUAGCCGGCUAGCUAGAGGGGGAUCGUUCACAGAAUGCAGCAGAAACUAGAAAUGGGACAGAUGGUUGAUGAAAAGAAGAAAUGGACGAUUACAUUUGCGAGAGAGUUGAAGAAGGAGGGUAUAAUAGCUGCACCAAUGGUGGCAGUGACGGCACUGCAGUAUCUUCUGCAACUAGUAUCGAUGAUUAUGGUCGGACAUCUUGAUCAGCUCUCCCUCUCCAGUGUUGCAAUUGCCAUUUCUCUCACCAAUGUCACUGGUUUCAGCCUUCUUUCAGGAUUGGCAGGUGGAUUGGAAACCUUAUGUGGGCAAGCAUUUGGAGCAGAGCAAUACCAAAAACUUGGAACUUAUACUUGUACUGCUAUGAUAUCCCUUCUCUUGGUUUGUCCUCCAGUAUGUCUCCUAUGGAUAUUCAUGGAUAAAUUGUUACCUUUAGUAGGCCAGGAUCCAUUGAUAUCCCUUCAGGCAUGCAAAUAUUCAAUGUGGCUUAUCCCUGCACUAUUUGGUGCAUCAAUUCUUAAACCGUUAACUCGCUACUCCCAGUCUCAGAGUCUUAUUUUCCCAAUGCUCGUAUGCUCUUUUGCCAUUCUUCUCUUCCAUAUAUCUGCCUCAUGGGCUCUUGUGUAUAAGCUGGAAUUUGGAAGUAAAGGUUCAGCAAUAGCCUUCAGUUUAUCCACUUGGUUAUAUGUGGUAAUGCUGGGUUCCUAUGCAAUGUAUUCCUCAGUCUUUGAGAAAACCCGUAUUAGAAUUUCAAAAGAUUCUAUCCUUCAUGUUGGAGAGUUCUUUUGCUUGGCUAUCCCGUCUGCUGUAAUGGUUUGUCUAAAAUGGUGGUCGUGCGAGCUGCUUAUUUUGCUGUCCGGCCUUCUACCAAAUCCUAAACUAGAGACUUCAGUUCUUUCCAUAUGCCUUACAAUCUCUACUUUGCACUUCACUUUAUCAUAUGGAUUCGGAGCUGCUGCAAGUACUCGGGUAUCAAAUGAAUUAGGAGCUGGUAAUCCACAAGCAGCUCGAGUAGCUGUUCAGGCUGCAGUGUUUCUCUCAGUCACUGAGGCGCUUAUUGUAAGCACAACCCUCUUUUGCUGUCGCUAUGUUUUGGGGAGUGCUUUCAGCAGUGAGACGCAGGUAGCGGACUAUGUUGCAGUUAUGACACCUCUGAUUUGCCUCUCAGUUUUUAUGGAUAGCUUACAAGCAGUACUCUCAGGGGUAGCUAGAGGAAGUGGAUGGCAGCAUUUGGGGGCGUAUGUCAAUCUUGGGGCAUUUUAUUUGGUUGGACUUCCUGUGGCUAUGGUACUCGGGUUUCCUGUGCACUUAAGGGGGAAAGGCCUUUGGAUUGGAAUAGUGGUCGGCUCCGCUGUACAAUCAACUCUUCUGGGUUGCAUCACCUGUUUCACAAAUUGGACUAAACAGGCAAAGUUGGCAAGAGAUAGGAUAUUCGCAGAGAGAUCAUCAUCAACCGGGGGUGGAGCCAUGUAGGGACAUAGAGGGUCCCGUAUCCCAUUGUGAUUUUUGUAUAUUUUUUAAUUUCUGUACAAAAGUAAGAAUAUAAAAUGUUUAGAGUUUCCUUA